Messenger RNA from Lolium rigidum, 1650 nucleotides. RefSeq lists its product as uncharacterized. Gene Ontology annotation, molecular function: protein binding. The record is from RefSeq and is a predicted model, not a curated record. The transcript has 2 exons. The coding region runs from base 1 to 1209 and encodes 402 amino acids. Lineage: Eukaryota; Viridiplantae; Streptophyta; Magnoliopsida; Poales; Poaceae.
AUGGCAUGUGAGCCGCCACCGCCGAAAUCCCCACCAGCUGCUCUGACCACCAUAUCUGCCCUCGGCGACGACCUCCUUCGGGAGAUAUUCCUCCGCCUCCCCUCCCUCCCGACCCUCGUCCGCGCCGCCCUCGCCUGUCCCGCCUUCCUCCGCGCCGUCCGUUCAUCCCCCGCCUUCCGCCGCCGCUUCCGCGACCUCCACUCGCCCCCACUCCUCGGCCUAUUCCUCGACUUCUUCGACUCCGACACCCCUGCCUUCCGCCCCGUCCGCCUGCGCUCCGACCCGGACCUCACCGCGGCCGUCCGUGGCGCCGAUUUCCUCCUCACCCGCCUUCCCGACGACGAAGGCCCCGACCCCGAGUGGUCAAUCAAGGACUGCCACGACGGGUACGUUGUUCUCAUCAGCUAUAACAGAGCCGAUGGCUUGGCCGUCUACAACCCCCUGACGCGUGCCCUACAUCUCUUCCCCACGCCGCCCGACGAGAUCUGCGCAAACAUGUGCACCGAGUACCAUGUCCUCUCCUCGGAAGAGGACCAAGGCCCGUUCCGCUUUAUCUGCGUCGGCAACGAAGACUACGGGGCGCAAGCCGCCAUCCUCUCGUCAGAAACCAGAGAGUGGCAGAUUUUCCCGUUGGUGUUCGCUCCAAACAUGCGGCCCGUGUUGGAGCCUUUGGACGAGAAGUACACCCCCGACAACGGAAAGCUGGUGAAUGGCUCCAUCUACUGGGUAGCAGAGAGUCUAGCCACGGCGCGCGUGCUCAGCACCGCUACGAUGCAGUUCUCUCGGAUCAAUCUACCUCACGUGGAAGGGCAAGAAGCACUUGUUGCCGGUGAGACUAGGGAUGGGAAGCUCUGUGUCAUCUGCACUGUGAAACGCACCCUUGUUGUUUGGCUCUGGGGAACCGAUAAUGAUGGUUUGGAGAGGUGGAUGUUGGACAAGAUAUUUCCGCUGGAGCAGGGCAUUGAUGGGCUCAGGGGCAGUUUCAUGGAUGAUCAUGUUAUACUCAAGGUUAUCGUGAUUGAAAACGGCUUUGUGUACUUGUCUGCUUACUGUGAGGUGGAUCUCAAGUUACCUGGCUGGUUCCUAUCCUUUUGCCUGGAAACGGAGGAGCUCAAUAAGCUCUUUCCCAUCAUUCACGACGAUAUGUAUCCCUACAUCAUGGCAUGGCCUCCUUCUUUGGUGCUCGACAAGCCCUGCAGCUCCAGUUAAAGUCUGAGCGAGCUACCAGAAACUACUGAAGUGAAGUGAUAUGUGUUCAAUGUGCUGCAUCAUUCAUAUGCCUCCUGAGGAGCGGUAGAAGAAACAUAUUUUCAAGUUCUUUCAGGCUGCAAUACUUGAUAAAACUAGUGAAGUGAUAUUCUCACUGGGCUACAUCAUUCAUAUGCCUCCAGAGUCUCAUGUGAAGAAGAUUUGUUUGAGUUCUUUCAUGCUACCGAGCUUGACUGCGGCAGACUGGGUUGAUUCGUAGGAAUAAUAUUAAUUAUUUAAAGAAAUUUUAAUGUACCUUGAAAAUUUCCAUAUAUCUGUAAUGAAGUAAUGAAUGAUCGCAAGCACUCGGGUUUAUACAAUUGCUCAAUUUACCUGUUGGAGAAGUAGAAAUCUGUUGUAUUUGGAGGUCAUGCAAACAGAAAAGAGUGAUUUCUGUACUGA